Ustilago hordei is the source of this 1668-nucleotide messenger RNA. RefSeq names its product related to COT1 - Vacuolar zinc (and possibly other metals) transporter. Gene Ontology annotation, cellular component: membrane. The transcript has a single exon. Gene Ontology annotation, molecular function: zinc ion transmembrane transporter activity. Gene Ontology annotation, biological process: intracellular zinc ion homeostasis; zinc ion transmembrane transport. NCBI's taxonomy places the organism in Eukaryota, Fungi, Basidiomycota, Ustilaginomycetes, Ustilaginales, Ustilaginaceae. The coding region runs from base 1 to 1668 and encodes 555 amino acids. The record is from RefSeq and is a predicted model, not a curated record.
AUGGGCCUUAGCAAAGAGACCCGCAUCAUCACCCUCCUGGCGAUUGAUGUCGUCUUCUUCUUUGUCGAAAUCAUCACUGGUUAUGCCGUCGGCUCGCUCGCUCUUGUCGCUGACUCGUUCCACAUGCUUAACGAUGUCAUGUCUCUCAUUGUCGCGCUUUGGGCUGUAAAGCUCUCAACCAAGUCUUCCGAUCACCGUUUCAGCUACGGAUGGCAGCGUGCAGAGAUUCUCGGUGCUCUUGUAAAUGGUGUCUUCCUUCUCGCGCUUUGCUUCAGUAUCUUCAUGGAGGCUAUUCAGCGAUUUGUCAAUGUGACGGAGGUGACCAACCCAAAGCUGGUUGUUAUCGUCGGCUGUCUCGGUCUGGCGAGCAAUCUUGUUGGUCUCCUGCUCUUCCACGAUCACGGCCAUGCACAUGGCGGACACGGUCACAGCCAUGGCAGCCGCAGUCACGCUCACAGCCACGCUGUCACUCACGGCUCAGGCCACGAUCACGGUGAUGCUCACCAGGAUGAGGCGGCUGUCGGUGACGCUGUUACCCCCGCCUCGAUCGGCCGCAAGAGGACCACCACCAGCAACGACGAUGGUGUCAUCGGCAGUCCCGUUGCUAAGCGAGGCCGUGGUCGUCAGGACAGUGUCGGCUCUAUCCUUGGUCACCCUGCUCAAACUCGUGCUUUCGUUGUACAGACUGCUCACGAUCUUGGCUAUGACGGCUCUUCCCGACACCAGCAUAGCGACUCCAUCACAUCUCAAAGCGAGCGGACGCGUUUGCUAGGCAACGGCUCCAACGACUACGGCUCCACCGAUGUCAAUGCAGCUGAUCUCGAAGCCGGUGCCACUUCCCCCACCGCGCGCAAGAACGCCCAUUCCCACGAUCAAGACUCCCACGCUGGCCACAAUCACGCCUCCGACGAUCACGUACACGAUGGCCCAGGCCACGGUCACUCCCACGCUGGCGGACACAGCCACGGCGAAGGUAGCAUGAACAUGCAAGGUGUUUUCCUCCACGUCCUUGGUGACGCCCUCGGUAACGUCGGUGUCAUCGCAGCAGGUCUUCUCAUCAUGUACUCGGAUGCAUGGUGGAGAUUCUACUCUGACCCAGCCAUCUCUUUCCUCAUCACCAUCAUCAUCUUCCACUCCGCUCUACCCCUCUGCAAAUCCGCAUCCUACAUCCUCCUCCAAGGCGUUCCAGCAUCCGUAUCACUCGAAGCCGUCCGUCAAUCCAUCCAGAGCGUCGAUGGGGUUCUCAACCUCCACGAACUCCAUGUAUGGCAGUUGUCCGAAAGCAAGAUCGUCGCCUCAGUCCACGUCUUGGUCGCAUGUUCUUCCGGUCACACUGAAAAGUACAUGGGUAUCGCAGCUAAGAUUAGAGCAAAUCUGCACAGUUGGGGCAUUCACUCGAGUACCAUUCAGCCCGAAUUUGUACCUGGCGGAUUAAGAGAGGCGGCGAUUUUGAGCGGUGUACAGGUGGCAGAGAGCGACGAACAUGGAAGGUUAAGAACCGUGGAAGGUAGAUUGGUCGAGAAUGAAGUGCAGAAAGUGGAUACUGCUUGUUUAAUCUCCUGUGGACAAGAUAAUUCUUGUCAGACGGAAAGCUGCUGUCCUCCAACUAACAGCACUAGUGCUUCGGGAACUGCCACUCCGGCUGCCAGCGGAAAUGACCGUUCAUAG